Messenger RNA from Spodoptera littoralis (African cotton leafworm), 1578 nucleotides. NCBI's taxonomy places the organism in Eukaryota, Metazoa, Arthropoda, Insecta, Lepidoptera, Noctuidae. The record is from the annotation of a GenBank genome assembly.
UGGCCAUCUAAUGGCAACACCGCGUUGAUUGUUUAUGGGCGAUUCAUGGUGGAAAAAUUAGUCAACAGUUUUUAGAGACACAUAAAAAUAUACCUGAAACGGCACGCUUAAAGCCAUUUAGUUUAGUUUAAUGGGAAAUACGCAUAAUAAAAACUCUGAGCACAAGAAUCAAAAACAAUCUACGCAUUCAGACCGCGACGGCCAGGCGUUCACUAGUCAGUUCAGUCUCUCCCAUUUCGUGGGCAACCUCAGCGGGCGUUCCUUCGUCAGUGUUACGAGCAACCAGUCGGUGUACAGUGCAUCACGGCCUUGGUCUCGCGUCUCUAGGCGAAGAUGGAAUGACUCCACAUUAAAAAAUCCACUAGAAGCAAGCAAGACUGCCUGGCCUGUUGCCCACAAAGAAUCAAUAUUCCAACCUGAAUUUCCCAUCACCACUGACUUACUCCAGAAAGACUUUCAAAUAGAAGAGACAAUAGCUAAGGGAGCGUUCGGUGAAGUUUAUAAAGUAAAGAAGAUAAGUGAAAACAAAGAAUACGCACUGAAAGUGCUUAGUAAGUCACAGAUAGUGAACGAGAGUGCAGUGCGUCAGGUGAAGGAGGAAGCGCGCAUUCAAGCGGCGUGCGGACAUCAUUCCUUUAUUGCGGGCGCUGUGGCUCGCUGGCAGACCAAGAAAAGACUUUAUAUUGUUUCAGAAUACAUUCCCGGAGGCGAGUUGUUAGCUCUGCUGGACAAGUACGGCAAGCUACCUGAAGAACUCGUCAAAAUAUUUGUCGCUGAAAUCGCUAUUGCUAUUGAUUUCCUUCAUAACGCUGGAGUCAUAUACCGAGACUUGAAGCCGGAGAACAUUCUUCUCGACUCAGACUGUCACAUACGAUUGAUCGACUUCGGGCUCUCCAAGUGGCUCUCCAUCGGAUCGCGCACCACCACACUCUGCGGCACACUCAAGUAUAUGGCCCCAGAGGUCCUGUCUCGGGAGCCAUAUGGACAUGCUGUGGACUGGUGGUCGCUGGGAGUCCUUACCUGCCGCAUGCUUACUGACGAGUAUCCAGCGCCUGCGAUUGGCAAAAGAGCAACGACUGACAGCGAUGAACUGGUGAAAAAAGACAGCAGGGGCCAAAAUGAAGCAUCGUCAUCAUAUCAAAAUAGGCCUCCAGAUCAUAGACACCAGUCUAUUCAGCCAGUCGCAGGGGCUCUACCAGAGAGUGCAAGCUCUUUGUCAAAUGCAGCUCGCGGGCUACUAAUGCGUUUAUUGGAACGAGAUCCAAGGGUCCGUAUCAGAAACUUGAGGCAACUGCAACAGUCUGCCUUUUACAUGAAGUAUAACUUUGAACAUGUAAAAAUGAAAAAGGUUUCACCAAGAUCCAUUUUAGAGCGUCAUUUUCCUGAUGGUGCUACAGAAGCUCCAAUGAACAUUCAAAUGGUGAACCAAAAAAUGUUUCCAGCAUUUGAUCAACCGACUUUAAUUUAGUAUUACUUAAUUCAGUUUCGGUUUAGGAUAUGAAUGAGAAGAUAUGGCAGCUGAAUACCUACUACCUACCUACACUACCCAGAUAUCUAUAAAGAACAAACUUAUUUUUU